Eimeria acervulina is the source of this 2142-nucleotide messenger RNA. Its product is annotated as Trc-prov protein, related. Gene Ontology annotation, molecular function: ATP binding; protein serine/threonine kinase activity. Bases 1 to 2142 code for a protein of 713 amino acids. Gene Ontology annotation, biological process: peptidyl-serine phosphorylation; intracellular signal transduction. The record is from RefSeq and is a predicted model, not a curated record. Lineage: Eukaryota; Apicomplexa; Conoidasida; Eucoccidiorida; Eimeriidae. The transcript has 7 exons.
AUGGAGUCCGCCUUUGCGCCUGCAGGGGGAGGCCACAGACUCCACUGCACUGGGGUUAAGGCAGCCCCAGCAGCUGCAACAGCAGCAGCAGCAGCAGCAGCAGCAGCAGGUAAGCAGCAGCACCAGCAGCAACAGCAGCAUGCAUGCAGCAGCACCAGCAGCAGCAGCCUCAACUUGUGCGUUGACUCUGCAGCAAACUGCGCAGCCCAGCAAAGACGGCAGCAGCAGCAAAAGCAGCAGCAGCAGCAACAGCAGCAGCAGCAGCACAAGGUCGCUGCAGCAGCCAACUUCAAGGCAACAGCAGCAGCAGCAGCUCAGCUUCCUGAACGUGUAGCGCCGCAAGCAGCCUGCAGGGCUGCAGUAGCAAAAACAGCAGCAGCAGCAGCACCAGCAGCAGCAGCACCAGCAGCAGCAGCAGCAACUCCCAUCAACAAAAAGAAAGAGGAGACAGAAAAACAAAGCAGCUCUGCUGUUUUGAGGAGGUGCGGCAACGCGCUGGGGCUUUGGCUGUGCCCUAGUGCUGCAGCAGCAGCACCUGCAGCAGCAGCACCUGCAGCAGCAGCACCUGCAGCAGCAGCACCUGCAGCUGCAGCAGCACCUGCAGCAUCAACUGUAGCUGCACCUGCAGCAGCAGCACCUACAGCAGCAGCACCAGCAAAUGCUGAAGUAGCAGCAGCAGCAGCAGCAGCACCAUCUGCUGCUUCUGCUUCCACUGGCCUUGCUUUCAAAUUCGCUGCUGCAGCAAACCGCAGCAGCGAGACCUCCUCUGACCUAAACCUUGCAGCAGCAGUUGCUGCUGCUGCUGCUGCUGCAACAACUACAGCAACAACAGGAGCAGCAGCAGAAGCUGCUGCUCCUGUGCCUCAGACACCCACCACGACUACGACGCCAGAAACCCCUGCUGCAGCAGCAGCUGCUGCUGCUGCUCCUGCUGCUGCAGCACCAGCAGCAGCGCUUACCCCUAGCAGCAGAGUAAUGAAAGCAGUUUUUCUAGGAACCCUGACUGCAGCAGAAGCAGCAUGUUGGGCAGCAGAAACCCCUCGCGCCGAACCCUCUCCAACUGAGGCGAAGCAGCAGCAGCAGCAGCAGCAGCAGCAGCAACAGGGUGGAGAAAGUAUGUUCUGCUGCCGGUCCACAAGAUCGGGAAAGCCGGUCGAAGUGCAGCAGCAGCAGCAACAGCAGCAGCAUGAAGCGGUUCGACAGCUUCCCGGGCUACAGCAGCAGCGACAACAGGAUCUGCAGCAGCAGCUACAGCUACAGCAGCAGCUGCAGCUGCAGCAGCAGCUGCAGCAGCAAGGCACUCCCCCUCAUUUAAGUGCUGAGAGACAAGACCGCGUUCUGGAGUUUAAAAAAACAAUUUUACAGAAAAAGAAAGAUAUUGAAAGAGAUUACACUCAAAGACAACAAAUCGUUGACGAAGUGCUGGAGGUAGCAAAUUCACUGUCUGCUGCAGACCAACUUCGUUUUCUUGCUGCUUCUUCUGCUGCUUACGGAGAUGUGUUGGAGACACAUUUACAAAUAAGGAGACAGCCGCUGUCUCUCAAAGACUUCAACUUUAUACAGGUGCCAAAGUCGCGUGUAAGUCGCGCAUCAUCUCGCGAGCGUCAGUUUGCAGAGCGAGACUGUCUUGCCCUCUGCAGCAGCAGCAGCAGCAGCAGCAGCAGCGGCGGAGGAGGAGCAAAAGGAGUUGUUUUGCUGCAGCAAACCCUGCAAGAAGGACAGCAUUUAUAUCAGCUGAUGCAAUUCUUAGAAGGAGGAAGCCUAAUGCAUUAUAUGCAUGCGAAGCAGCGCUUCGACGAACAAACCACAAAAAUUUAUAUUGCGCAACUCGUCAUCGCGGUCAACGAAAUACACAAACUGCACUUUAUUCACCGGGAUAUAAAGCCUGACAACAUCGCCUUUUCAAGAGAGGGUUAUUUAAAACUCUUAGACUUUGGCCUCGCUCGUUUUGCUCCCCAUGUCUUCGCUUCUCAAGAUUAUAACACUGAUGCUUCAUUACAUCAUUCAGAGAAACACCAGGAACACAACUCUGGAAGCCCUGCUGCCCCUACAGCACCGCAGAGUUUACACCGGCCUACGAAUUCUCUUCUUCGCUCUGUCUGCGGAACUCCCAUGUACACCGCACCCGAAGUACUCCUGUAA